AUGAUGAUGGCCAACAAUAAUUCCGGUGAAGUGAAGGCAGCACCAGGCGGCACCGCCAGCGACGGUGCCGGCGACGACGGGGGUGACAGUGCCAGUGCCGGGGGGGACAACAGUGAGGUGAAUAUCCGCCGCGGGCUGGAUGUGAUACAGAGCAUGAUCGAUAUAUCGGCGGAUCGGCUCGAGGGCUUGCGGACACAGUGCGCCACGAGCGCCGAGUUGACGCAGCAGGAAAUCCGAACGCUCGAAACGAAGUUGGUGAAGCUAUUUUCCGAUCUUCUGAUUACGAAAUCGAAGCUUCCGGAGCGGCUGCCCGCUCGGGGUCUCCCCGCAACCGGAAACGAACUCAAGCAAUGGCUCAGAGUUGUAGGUCUGAGCUGUGCAUCACUUAAUGCUGUGAUACAACAGGUCACUACGCUGGAAGGACUGCUCGAGAAGGACGAGAAGGAGCUGCGGACAAUCAUGGGCAAUAACGUGUACGUCCGGGAGGAGGAAAUCAAGCGGCUGACGCGCGCCUGUGGCAACCUGCGACGGUGCCGCAAACAUCUCGAACUUCCCGCAACUGACGGUGGUGGCCGCAAGGGCACGGAACCGCUCGAUCUCUUUUGGGAUUCCUGGGACCGUCAGCCUGCGUGCCAUCGAACGUCACCUCGCGUCAACCGGUCCUUGGGUGGGGGUAAAGCGAUCACCAAGCACGGUGCGGUCGCCUCCGGAAGCUAUCAUAAUCAGCGCCACAAUAACGGCCCAACAAGUGGAAUCGGUGCAGAUUCACAUCAAGCGACACCUGGUACGAUCACGACAUCCAAUACCAGUCCCCAGACGGAGGAAGGCAUGCCGCCGACAGUCCAGCACGAUGGCACAUUGUUGAAUCCCCAGCAUGCCAUCUCGCCGGAUGAAGCUUCCACCAGCGGUUGCACUCCUUCCCCAUCGCCACCGAACUCGCCCUCGAACGUGCUGCUGCACAACAAGCAGAACCGUCGAGGCUUUCCCACGACACCUCCACCAAGGAAGAAACACCAAACGGCGCUUCUGUCCUAUGCAUCCACUUCCUCCUGCUCCCCGGCAACGGUGGCAGUAUCAUCGUCCACCGUAUCCACUAUGGCGGGCACGAACAACACCACCAUGACGACAAGUUCUGGUUCUUGCUCGGCUGCGGAAGCUAGCACUGCGCUAACAAAAUCGAAAUCCCAUGAAUCACAAUUUGGAAGCCAGCAGGCCAAUGUAGGAGGUGGUGGUGGGAGUGGUGUUACCAGUGGAACCACUAACAACAACAACAGCCAUGCUAAUAACAACAAUAGCAUUAACCACAUCAACAACAACAUUCCAUCGACGGUGGUUUCGCUUGGCGAGGGUUCGCUAACAACUACCACCAGCGCGGGCAUGCUGGCCAGUGGCACCAGCAAUGGCUCGGGAGGAACAUUCGUAUCCCAGCAACAGCAACGGUUGAUGGGAAAUGGAAGUGCGAACCGUAUGGGCACAUUUCCCCGCAGUCGACUACACACCGAACCAACCAUCACGGGGAGUGGUGGUGGCGUUGGCGGUGGUGGUGGUGGUGGAGGUGGAAACAGCAAUAUCCUCACCACGAGCGGUGAACAUCACCAUCAUCACCAUCAGCAACAUCAUCAUCAGCAAACGCAGUACCAUCAUCAUUAUCACCAUCACCUGCAGCAGCAGCAAGGCGGAGGAGGAGCGCCUGGUACCGGGAUGUCACCGGAGGCUGGUGGCGAGUACGGUGAUCCAGGCGUACCGCCACAUCCGACCGGUGGCGUAGGCGUGAUGAUAACGUCAGCCACUACAUCUGCCGUACCGCCAAAGUCACCCUGCACGCCAAUCAUCACGCGCGGUAUGGGCCACAUGAUACAGCAUCGGUUUACGAAGAAAUUCAAAGUCACCAAGAGCACCUGCGAUUUGUGCAACAAGCAGAUGUUCUUCGGCUUCAAAUGUACCGAGUGUAAGUACCGGUGCCACAAGGACUGCAAGUCCAAUGUGCCACCAUCGUGUGGUCUGCCGCCGGAGUUUGUGGACGAAUUCAAAAAAUCGCUUCAAUCGGACACGCUUCUGCCGACGAGCGUUUCACCAAACAUUGGCCGCAGUGGUGGAUCAGCUGGCGGAGGCAUCAUGUAUGGCGGUGUUCGAGGUGACGGUAGCAAAUCGGGAAUGGUUCGAGGACCGAUGCACGCUAUACACGCGUGUGGUGGCGGUCCAGAUAGCAGUUCGGCCGGAUCUAGCUGCAAUAGUUCUUCGCCCUCCAGUCCGGCUCUGCUCUCAUUACCACCGCAGACACCCGCCACAUCCAAGUAUUCGCAAUUUAACUUCCCGGAGGUGUCGAGCGGCACAGGCACCGGUUCCAUGAUGAUGAUGAACUACUCGUCCUCGAGCACCGGUGGAACGAUGGCAAUGAGUGGUGGAAGCGAUCGGAGCGGUGGCAUUACGAUCGAAACACAUCCAAUUGGUGGUCCUGGUAGCGGCCAGUGUGGGCUUGGUGGAAGUCUCGGCAGUAGCGGAAUUUACACGAUGGACACAAGCGUCGAAAUACCGAAACUCCAGUUCUCCGACAUUCCCGAUCAUAACGUACCCGGAGGUGGAGAAGAUAAAACUGGUUCCGCCAGUGCGACGAGCACCGACUCAUCCUCCGAUCGCACCCCGAUACGGCUUGAUUCGACCGAAGAGCGUGACCACGAAAGCAGCUGGCCACGACAAAACUCACUAUCACUGAAGGAGUGGGACAUUCCGUACGAUGAUCUGCAUCUGAAGGAAAAAAUCGGCAACGGACGAUUCGGAACGGUGCAUCGGGCGCUUUGGCAUGGUGAUGUGGCCGUGAAGUUGCUGAAGGAAGAUUACGUGGCCGACGAACGGACGCUGGAAGCGUUCAAACUCGAGGUCGCUACGUUCAAGAAGACUCGCCACGAAAAUGUGGUGCUGUUCAUGGGCGCCUGCAUGAAGCCGCCGCGACUCGCGAUCGUAACGUCGCUCUGUAAGGGCAACACGCUCUUCACACACAUCCAUCUGCGUAAGGAUAAGUUCAACCUGAACCGCACCACGCUCGUGGCGCAACAGAUCUCGCAAGGCAUGGGCUAUCUGCACGCACGUGGCAUCGUCCAUAAGGACCUGAAGACGAAAAACAUCUUUCUGGAGAACGGGAAGGUGAUUAUUACUGACUUUGGUCUGUUCAGUGCCACCAAGUUGCUAUACUGCGAUCUCGGACUGGGCAUUCCGGGCGGUUGGCUGUGCUAUCUGGCGCCGGAACUGAUGCGCAACUUAACACCGUACCGCCCAGUGGAGGGUGAUCUGCCGUUCUCGAAAGCUUCAGACAUCUACGCCUUCGGUACGGUUUGGUAUGAGCUACUGUGCGGUGAGUUCCCGUUCAAAUCGCAACCGGCCGAAUCGAUCAUCUGGCAGGUGGGUCGCGGAAUGAAGCAAACGCUCGCCAAUCUGCAAGCAUCGCGGGACGUCAAGGACAUACUGAUCCAGUGCUGGAGCUACCAUUCUGACGAUAGGCCCGACUUUGCCAAAUUGCUGACGCAGCUGGAACGACUGCCGAAGAAAAGGCUAGCCCGAUCACCGUCGCAUCCAGUGCAGUUGUCCCGUUCGGCGGAAUCGGUGUUCUAG
Anopheles marshallii is the source of this 3606-nucleotide messenger RNA. It is a transcript of the gene ksr, whose product is annotated as kinase suppressor of Ras 1. Gene Ontology annotation, biological process: protein phosphorylation. Gene Ontology annotation, molecular function: ATP binding; protein kinase activity. Bases 1 to 3606 code for a protein of 1201 amino acids. The record is from RefSeq and is a predicted model, not a curated record. The transcript is spliced from 2 exons. Lineage: Eukaryota; Metazoa; Arthropoda; Insecta; Diptera; Culicidae.